Molecule: messenger RNA, 7420 nt
Organism: Oryzias latipes (Japanese medaka)
Lineage: Eukaryota; Metazoa; Chordata; Actinopteri; Beloniformes; Adrianichthyidae
Source: RefSeq, a predicted model, not a curated record
CCCGACACAGACAAUAACUUCUCCAUCCACACCGAUCAUGAUGAAUCAUACGGCCGUUUUCUCCCUAAAUACACCUUCAAUCAGGCCAGAAGCUAACCUUUUUGUCCACUGUUAAGUUCCCUUCAUUUAAAAAUGUUGAAAGGUCAACCAAAGCCCAGUACGUGCACAUUGGCUGAUGUCAGCAACGGUUACUAUGGCAGCCAACUUGGACAGGAGAGGGGGUCCUACGUUGGAGCCAGACUGAAUGAUUAGGAUAGGCUGCUGGCUGUCUGUCUGCCUGGUCAGACAAAUCUUGAAAGAUCCUCAGCAAACAUGGGUAGAGCUCCGAUGCAGCAUCCCCAUCUUUUUAUUUAACCUCCCUGUUUGCCCCAGACUCGACACUCUGUCCCCAGCAACUCGUUAAAAGAGUGAUCCAUUAAAACUAAAGCUCAGGGGGGCAAGCUUAAUCUGUGAAAUGCCCGGGGGACGAUUGUGAGUGUGCAUUGUUGGCAGAAGGGUCAUUUUAGCUCAGGUGAGCUUCUCAACAACACCAAUGGCUACUGCCGUGAUUUUUUUUUUCUUCUUUUUUCCGGAGAAUGAGUCAGUGCAACAGUGACAAAACAAAAGCAGACACGGAUGCUGAACAGGAGCAAGGCAGCCAGUCAGCUUCUGCAACGUCAGCCUACCCACCAGGGCAGCAGAGCCCCAGUGCUGUCAUCAGGAAUCCGCCAAGGUUUCAGACCUUAACCCUAACGCGAAAGCAUGGGCCAACCACAUGUUUAGCCUCGACCAGAGCGGGACUGCUGACACAACUGCUGCCCUGCAGCCAUGGAAGGAAGGCUGCGAUAGUUCCACUGACCCCGGCCCAGAAGACUUUGAAGCCAGUGAGGACAAAGUUUACAAGGAGCCUCUGAUCACUGAGCCAGAUGAGCCUCCACCAGCACCAGUAAUGCUGGCUGAGCCGGCUCCCGUUGCCUCCAUCACCCUGGAGUGCUCCGAUCCCACCUACACAGAGUACCCUGAGCCCGGGCAGCCAGCGCACACAGGCAGCGAUUGUCUGGCUGACAGCGCCCGGGAGAGCUUGAGAGAACACCUAAAGAAGACUCUAGAGUUCUGUCUGUCCCGGGAGAACCUGGCCAGUGACAUGUACCUCAUCUCCCAGAUGGACAGUGACCAGUAUGUGCCAAUAGUGACGGUGGCCAACCUGGACCACAUCAAAAAGCUCAGCACUGACGUGGAGCUGAUCGUGGACAUUUUACGAACGCUGCCGUUGGUUCAGGUGGAUGAGAAGGGGGAGAAGGUGCGACCCAAUCAGAACCGCUGCAUCGUGAUCCUCAGAGAGGUUCCAGAGAGCACACCCAUCGAGGAGGUGGAAGCUCUUUUCAAAGGAGACAACCUUCCUAAGUUCAUCAAUUGUGAAUUUGCCUACAACGAUAACUGGUUCAUCACGUUUGAAUCAGAAGCAGACGCACAGCAGGCAUAUCAGUAUCUUCGUGAGGAAGUGAAAACGUUCCAAGGGAAGCCAAUUAAGGCGAGAAUAAAGGCGAAGGCAAUCGCCAUCAACACUUUUAUGCCAAAGAACGGUUACCGGCCUGUGGAGGUGAACCCGUACGCCCAGCAGCGCUACACGUCCUACUACAUCCCACCGGUGUACAGCCCACAGCAGCAGUUCCCUUUGUAUAGCCUCAUCACGCCGCCGGCCUGGUCAACCACCCACAGCUUCAUCGACCCAACACUGGUUACUCCAUUUCACAACAACCAGUUCAUGAAUGGGUUCACCACAUCGCACAGCUUCAAACCAACGACAACGCCCCUCACCGUCAGACACUUCUCCCCCAGAAACAGGAAUCACAACAAGCCUCACUUAAGGGCGGCGAUCCCCACAGCAGAUCGCAGUGCCGGGCUGCUGGACAACCCCGCCCUCUUCCCCAGCUUCUCCACCGAGAGACUCAACGGGGUUCGAAGCAGCCCGCCAACGAGACUUCCUGCCAGCCAGAACAGAACUAGGUUACCCUCCAACACAGCCUUUCCCCGCAGAGACCCCGUGGGCACGGGGCGAGUACCGGAGCCCACUACCCCAGACUACUCCAGAGGACGGAAAAAUAUUUCUGCUUCUAGGAAAAAGAGGGAUGAAAAGUUUACGAGGAUGACCCCUCAGUCGCCGCCUCCCCCCCCCAAACCUCCAUCUCCCAGCUUUGAGCUGGGACCCUCCAGCUUCCCUCCUCUCCCCGGAGCAGCCGGCCAGCUCAAGACUGACGAUGCGUUUGAUAACCGGUUGACCAGCAGCGUGGUCAUCGGAACCUUCAAAGAACGGAACGCCACUGCUGAUUCCAGCACUGGAGGAGCGCUCUCCCCAGCCAGCCCCAAAGAGCCUCUCCGGACCUCCGCCUCCCUGAUGCUCCCAAACCUCCAGCCCUCGACAACGACCCCCACCUCAGCCCCGUCGCUGACCCCAGUUACUGGGACGCCCCACAGUCCCGCUCCCUCCCUCCCAGCAGUGGAGGCGAAGGCCACGGAGGUGAAGCCGAAGGAGGCGCAGCUGUCUGUGGAGCGUGUUCCUGGGACUCUGUCCACUGCCAGCAAAUCUGUGCAGGUCAAUGGAGCGGCCACAGAGCUGAGAAAACCUUCGUACGCCGAGAUCUGCCAGCGGGCGAAGGACGCCGCAGCUGCACAGCAAGCCGCCACCCCCAAGGAAGCCAAGCCACCCUGCGCUACUGCCGCCGCCACCGAGGACAGGAAGUGCACUGACGCCUCCUCCCCUACAGGGGAGGCUAAAGCCAGAGAGACAUAUCACGCCUCCGCCAAGCACGGCUCUGCCAACCCGGCCAGACCCCUGAAGGAGGGCCGAAGGCCAGCCGGGCGAUGGGCCUCCCCUCCCCCACACCCAGGGAAAACCUUUAGCAAAGAUCCCAACCACACCCCACCCAAGUCCCCACAGUAGGCCAUCUCCUCGCCCCCUUUUCCUCCACCUCCCCGCCAUAUGCGAUAAAGGAAAACGUCAGGGCUACGAACCCCCCAUUAUAGACGAGCAGAGAGGACGACUCCUCCUUCCGGAUCAGGGCUUGCAGACAAAAAGCACUUUACUGUGCAUGUGGAGCAGCGUUUCUUUAGUUUUACUCUAUUUAUUUUUUAGUCUUUUAUUUUCUCCUCCCUUUGCCUCUCCUGUUGUUUGGCUCAGCCAACUCGACGGUUUCCAGUCCAGACGGCAUUUGUGGGAUUCAGGUGCAGGAAGCAGCUGGGCAUUGAUGGAAGAAAGCCCCCAAGGGAUUAUGGGAUAGGGCGCACAAAGCAGACGCCGUUUGCGUUUAGUUUCGGUUCGUUUUUUGUUUUUACCGUUGGCCUAGUCUGCAUGUUGAGUGAAACUGGGGUAGGGCUUCAUGCAGCUGAAUGAUGGAUCACUGUGAUGCGGUGGUUCAAUGUCCAGAGGAAGUCUGACGUUUAGUCAGCAGGAAACCUUGAUUCUCUAGUUUACAUGAUGCUUUCAUUCCUGCUUGAUUCUCGUAUUUGUUGCUACUGUUUGUGACACAGCGGGCUCUGCUUGCAGAAGUCGGUCAGCACCGUUUGUCCUGAUCGGUUCUGGCUUUGGCCUCUCCGUCUUCUCCCUGGAACUGCGCAGACGCUGCUUUUUGCUUCCCGCUAACAAUGCUAACUGUGUCUGACGACUGCUUUCUGGAGUCGAGCAGGGAAAAUGAUUUUGGUUUUCUUAUGAUGUCUUUUUUUGGGGGGGUGGGGGGUUUGGUCUUCACACUUUAUUGUUGUUGGUUGCAGAAAGUUUAGUUGAAGGAUCAAUGGAAUAUUGAGGAGUUAGUGGUGCAAAAGAGAGCAGGGUGGAGGACAUCAACACUAGCUACCGCCCAGAUGAGGCGCAUCAAACAUUGAAGCAGAAACAUCUCUAGUUCUUUCUCAGAAAUGGUGCUAGAUCCUGGAAUCGGAAACUAAAGCUCUUGUGAUGCUGGACUGGCAGAAAUACUUGACCUUCAUCCGCAGAACCUUACCUGCACUGAUGGGGUUAUCUCAGACCCGCAGGUCCCGCCUGACCACACCGGUUUUGUUUUUUCAGGGCAAAUGUCAAACUUCCCGUCAAAGCCUUUAUGUUUUGUCGCAUAGAAAGAAGGUUUGUGGGUUCGGACGCCGACGGGAGCCUUUUUGGUGCUGGAGUUCUGUAAGAUGUGCCUGCUAAAUGUGGAGCAGAGUGUGUUUAAGGAUUUAAGGUGGAGCGGUUUGGAAACGUGGUUUACGGUUUUGGGAAGUGAAAGAUGGGCCGAACAUCCUGCACAUCUGGACGUUUGACAGACGGCUUUGGAGCAGAAAGCAAUCAGGGAAACUUGUCAAAUCCAUCAAGUCCUUCCUCCUCCGUGGCCUCCAGUCUUCGGUUUGUUUCCGCCUCUUCUGCUUGCACUCUCUGGGGAACAGUUGUCUCUUGUCGCAAAGAUUGACCACAGCACAUUUUCUUGCUACUCUCCUGCUGUUUUUACCCAGAUCAGACAGGUGUUGAGUAAAAAGCACAGAUUAACAGGAAGCAACCUUCACCCACCUGGAGCCUGAUGGGGAAAUAUGUCCACCCGUCAUCCGGGUAAAGAAUUCCGUAAGCGGGAGGGACGCCGCCGGGCAUUGUAGCAGCCACCGCAGACUUUUGGAUCUUUGUUUUUCUUUCUGGUUGAAAACAUUAGAGCUUUUUAUGAGCGGCGGCUUUUCCUUUCCCUCGCCGCUCGAUGGAAAUGUGCUCAGGUUGAUCUUUUGCAGCCGUCAUCUCAAGAACUGGACGCAGUCUGUUCCGGUCCGGGAAACACAAACCUACACAGCGUGGGAUCUUGCAUGUCUUGCUCAAGUCUUCCUGCAGCUAAAAGAAUUCUGGGUAAUCCCACUAAAACAGAAGCCUGUGUAGACAAGGGAAAAUAAAUAAAAUAAAAAAGAAACACUGUCCUGAUCAGAGCAGCUUUUUGAUUUGGACACUUCUGCUCAUAAUUUGGUUUCCUGAAGGACUGAGAUGCACUUGGAUGUUUGGUUUUUUCCCCCCGUCUUUAUAUUUACUGAAACGGUAAAAGAGAAUCACAGCAUAUCCACUCCUUUAAGAACCGGUUUCUGGUAAAUCCAUGACAAAUAUCCUUUUGUUUUAUUUUUGGGAGAAGAAGAAAAAAAACAAAGAGACGCUUUAGGGUCUCCAUACGAAAAGAAAUCCAUCCGAUGUUUGAAAAACUUGAAUUUUAUUUAAACUUGAAAAAUGACUUUGCCUUAACUUUUAUACAAGAUGCGCGUAGUUUCUUUCUUUCUUCUUUAGUUUUUUUUGGAACCCCCCUUGAUGUUAAUGAAGCGUGACUCGUGGAAAACACUUGGGACGUCACAAGUCUUACUGAGAGUCUAGCAGCUUUUCUUUCUUCUGUUUCCGUUUUGUAAAAUGUACGAAAAAGAAUCCUUCUGGUCGUUCUGUUUUUUUUGUUUGAAAGUUUUAGGAUGUUUUUUCUUUUGAAAGGGGGGGGAUAUAAACCUUGUAAAUGCAACUAGUCGAUACUGUAUUAAAUAUGUGCACUUUGAAGUGUGUGCUUUGCCUGUACAGUUGUAAAUACUCAGAAAACUAUAAGAGGUACCUUAAAAUGAUUAUAAAAAUAUAUUGAUCCCUGUUAACUAUAAUGUCGCUAUCAAGCUGGAUGUAGGAUAUAAAAAUGUGUUGCUGUGCUUUUGGAAAAAUUUCUUUUUAGUUUUUUUUUAAUGUUCGGUUUGGGCGAGCGGACAGUCUUUCUGAUUGUUUCCUUGUUUUUGGUUUUUUUUUGUCUCUCAUUCCAUUUUCGCCACACCUGGAUCUUCAGGUCGCGCCCAAGCCCCGCCCUCCUCCCGCUUUUCCUCCGUCAGUAUGCACAACCUAGAGACCGGCCUUGGCCUCCACAAGCAUCGUCUCUUUUAUCACUUCCAAAUGCAGAUUGUCAUGCGUUUGAAGGAAGCACUACUGGUCGAGCGUCCAAAACCUGAACCCAACCGAGGAGAUGAACCAGCGAAGGCAUUAGAGAGAGCUGUCAUAUGAACACUAAAGCAGCCGUUUCUGUAGGAAUGCCAGGAAAUCUCACUCAGUUUGGCAGAAACAGCCUCUGGGUUCAAUGGAAAAAGCUACAAACGUCUUUCUGGUUCUGAUUUUGCUCCAUUAUAUAAAAAAAGAUGAACAAACGGAUUUAGCCACAGCUGUUCUGCUUCCUUACUAGAAAAGAUCCAAACACGAUAAUUCUGGCUUAAAAAUAUUUAAAGGGAUUUUACUACAAUGAAGACAGGAAGUCAUGACAACCAUUUCUUUAAAAAAAAAGAAAGAAAGAGGCGUGUUUGAUGGACAGCUGCGUUCCUGUCCUUUUCUGGGCUUCACGGCGAUCUGAAGUGCGACGCUUACUUCAAAAGGGAAAGCCACCCACGCCUGGCUCCAGGCGGGAAAAGACGGCAGACAAACCCCCAACCCCCCCGUCCAUUGUGACCUCUGCUCCCUUCUGUUGUAGUGAAAUGUUGGAUUUCUCCACUUGGACGUCUGAGCCAAAAACUUUACUGCCCCCCCCCCUCCGCUUGAAUGUCUGUCUGAAGGUUUUGGGUGUUCUUAUUUUGUUUUCCCUGUUGGAAUCUGGGAUGUUUGACUUCCAGAGUUUUCUGGCACAUACAGAACCUGCACAGGUCUGAGGAUGGCCUGGAUUGUUGUGUGGUUGUGUCUGCGCCAUCUUUGUUUUUGUCACUGAACGGUUGAACCUGUACAUACAUGCCGCUUUUCGUUCCCCGUGUCAUUCUGUUUCUGAAGGAACCUGGACUGCAGCUUCAUGCAUGUGUGGAAUAAACCCCCCCCCCCCCCCCCCCACACACACACACACAAUCCUGACGGAUGCAAAAAACAAACUACAAAUGUUUUCGUCUCGUCCUCACCUUCAAAUGCAUUAAAUGCUCAGCUGUUCCACUCCCCUUGGACUUCUGCUGGGGCGUCACACCUCACAUCAGCCAGUUGGAGGCUCCUCCCCCAUCUGCACAGUGCCAUCUUUUUUUUGUUUCUUUUCUUUAUCUCAUAAAAAUGGACCCCCCUUCCAGUUAUCAAAGAUACGACAGCGAAUGCACAAAGACUGACUGGAAAUCUUUAUCAACUCACUGUGGUUUAACUCCUUAACACUCACCGCGCCGCGCUAACAGCUGUGGACAAUCGAGGACUCCCCGCCCCGCUGCGUGUUGGGGUUUGGACACCUAACUUUGCCUAAGGACAACUUUAACACGUGGGAUAGAGGCUGGAUUGAAGAGGGCUUGUCUUUUGUUUUGUUUUUGUGGGGGCGGGGGUCUUUUCUUCCAUUGAGACUGGAAUCAAGCGUUCGUGUCAGCUAUAUAUAAUUUAAGUUACUCUCGUGUCAUGAUGUAAAACUGUCUAAUUUGGAGAAAAAAAGUUGUAGCUUACUGAAAAAUAAAGAUUUAGGCACUGUUGAGAAGCCACAGUCUG